Messenger RNA from Triplophysa dalaica, 2900 nucleotides. It is a transcript of the gene vps72b, whose product is annotated as vacuolar protein sorting 72 homolog b. The coding region runs from base 925 to 2121 and encodes 398 amino acids. Gene Ontology annotation, molecular function: ATP-dependent H2AZ histone chaperone activity. Lineage: Eukaryota; Metazoa; Chordata; Actinopteri; Cypriniformes; Nemacheilidae. The record is from RefSeq and is a predicted model, not a curated record. Gene Ontology annotation, biological process: regulation of DNA-templated transcription; chromatin remodeling. Gene Ontology annotation, cellular component: nucleus. The transcript is spliced from 7 exons.
GAUUAUUCCCUUAAGGUAUUUCCCAAUGUACUUUUACAAACUUUUGUUAAGACUGAUUUAACAGAAUUUCCCUCAGCUCGGACCAUAUUCACGUUGACUUUGAAUGAACUUUUAAGCCUUUUAAACGGCUUCGUGCAUUUCAUUGUAAAUUAUAUUGUCAGCAAUUCCUCAUGUAGUAAAUAAGUUAUGUGUUUGCUAAGCAGUCAUGUGCUUUGGGUUUACACAUGAGUGACCCUUCUGCAGAACUGAGUCUCUAUGAGUGCAACUAUGGGUGUGACUUCAAAAAAUGUUUUGCAUUAUCAUUCUUUAAGGUUUUUAACAGUCAAAAGCUGUCAAAAGACAACACGGCGGUUGGACAUGAAAAGCGGUUGGAAUGUUCUGGGAAAAGCUAGUUAUAUACGUCAAAAUAUUUUCCAUUACGUUUUUUAGUCUGAUUUUCAUUCAGAUAUUGUUCGAUUGAUGGCUAAAUCAUUAAUAUAUUAGCCAAUAGAAUAGUACACCUGCUCUCAUUUUAGUAAGCGACAGCUGGUGUUAUAAAAUAACCCAUAGGCCUACAAUCACUUCAAAACACACGGGUUACUUCAGUGCAGAGGUUCUCUGUAUUUGACUUCUAUCUCCACCUGGCGGUCAUGCAGCGAGCUGCAGUUCCAUUAGUUUGGUCUGAACAAUAUCUCUUUAUCGAUUACUCAUAUAAUGUCCAGCAAGUCUGACAUGACAUCAUCACACCAGCUGAAAUUCUGGUGUGAUCUAAUAAUAUUUAAAAAAAACCUUUAUUCGUUUAUACAAAUGAUACAUAAUUAUGUUGCUCUGUUCAUGACGCUACGCAGCACCUCUGAAUUGCAUGACAUUUUGUUUCUGUUCCUUUCAGACGCUGAUUUAUUACAGCUUCUCAUGUUAUUUUAUUGAUAAUAAGCUGUUUUCAGAAUGAGUUUAGCUUUCAGCAGGGCUCCCCGAAAGACUGCGGGAAACCGCAUGUCCAGACUGCUGGAUGCAGAAGAGGAAGAUGAGUUCUACAAAACCACCUACGGAGGAUUUCAAGAGGUGUCAGGUGAUGAAGAAUAUAAGGGUGACCUGUCUGAAACUGAGGACGAGGUGGACAGUGACUUUGACAUUGAUGAAGGUGACGAACCUGAUAGCGAGCAGGAGGAAGAUGGACCACGCAAAAAGAGCAGAGUGGUGACCAAAGCCUAUAAGGAGCCUGUUAAAGUUGUGAGGCAGAAACCGAAACAAAGGAAACUGACUGAGCUGCCCAGGAGGACAGACAAGGCAAAGAUAGACAAAUACAACCCGCCUGUACUACAGGAGGACAUCGGCAGGACAGAUGCGGUUAUCUCAGCACACAGCCCUGCAACUCCAUCAUACAGGAAGUCAGUGCGUCAGUCCACGACAGAACACACACGACUGACAUACCUGAGGCUGCAGGAGAGACAGGUGGCUCCACGGCGAAGGAAGGGCACCAGACAUGAGCGACCUUUGACCCAGGCUGAACUUUUGGCAGAGGCCAAGAUCACUGCAGAGAUUAAUCUACGAUCACUGGAAAAUUAUGAGCGUUUGGAGGCAGAUAAGAAACGACAUGUCCAUAUGAAGCGACAGUGUGUGGGUUCUGUUAUCCGGUAUCACUCUGUGCUCAUGCCCCUGGUGUCUGAUGUCACUCUCAAAGAGGAAAACGUGGAUGUAGAGGGGUUAGACCAAGAUGCCCAACCAAAUCCAGGCCCUCACCCUCCGCAAACUCUCUACCAAUCAGAAUCAACCGUUGCUGCGCCACAGAAUGCCCAAUCCACUGGCGCUGCUUUUGUAAAUAUUCUGCCACCAGGGACCGCCAAAUGCUCCCGCACCUACAUUACAUUCAGUGAUGAUAAAACCUUCCAACGGUGCUUUCCUAGGUCACCAGCUCCUCGCGUUCCUACCCGAGAGGUCUGCCCUGUAACCCACAAGCCUGCACUUUACCGAGACCCCAUCACAGACAUCCCGUACGCUAAUGUACAGGCCUUUAGGAUCAUCCGGGAAGCUUAUAAAAAAUAUGUGGCUGCCCACGGCCUGCCCUGCACUGCCACAGCGACUUCAUCUGACACUGUUGCAAAAAACCUUCGUCAGAAGAUCGUUAUCAAACAAGGAAUGUAACAAUUCGCAUACGAUCAAUGGGAAGAGAAAGAAAUGGCAGAUGUCAAACAGUGGUGCGUUACUGAAAGUUUUUGUUUAUCAAAUAUGUGACCCUGGACAACAAAGUCUUGUGGGUCAAUUUUUCGAAAUUGAGAUUUUUAAUCACAAAAUUUGGCUGGGAUACAACCGUUUAAAACUCACGAAUCUGAGGCUGCAGAAAAAUCUAAAUAUUGAGAAAAUUGCCUUCGAAGUUGUUAAUCAGGGGCACUGUGGCAGGCCAUCCACUCCCCAAAAUAAAGUUUUUACAUAUUUAAGGUAGGAAAUUUACCUUCAUGGAACAUGAUUAUUACUAAAUAUCCUAAUGAUUUUGGGCAUAAAUGAAAAAUCUAGAAUUUUGACCCAUACAAUGUUUUUUUGUCUUUUACUAAAAAUGUUCCCGUUCUACUUAAGACUGGUUUUGUGAUCCGGGGUCACAUAUGUCAUUUGAAUAAUAGCUAAGUCUGUUCUUUGGUGUCGUAGAACUUCAUAAGACCGUCACAGUAGGUAUCAAAUCUCUUUCCAGUGUAUUUGUAGUGGUAAUGAGCAGCUAAAUUUGAGGUAUUAUUCAAAAAAAAAAAUUUUAUAUUUAUUGUAUUCUUUGAUGUUUCAUUAAUUUUUUUACUUUCAAAUUUUGCUGUUAUAGCCUAUACCCCACACUGUAUUUAUUUUUAAUGGCACUGUUUUAAUUGAUUGUGAAAGUAAUGUGUCUAUAAUGUGUUAACAUGAUUGAAAAGCAGUAUAAUAAAUUGCUAUUAAAAUAU